This is a messenger RNA of Leptomonas pyrrhocoris, 1062 nucleotides long. RefSeq lists its product as hypothetical. Bases 100 to 1062 code for a protein of 320 amino acids. The transcript has a single exon. NCBI's taxonomy places the organism in Eukaryota, Euglenozoa, Kinetoplastea, Trypanosomatida, Trypanosomatidae. The record is from RefSeq and is a predicted model, not a curated record.
GCAUUUUCACGCCAACAACACAGAAACACAUUCCACGCGUGCUCGUGGGUCCCACGAAGUGUCAACUCACUUCCGGUCCUUCACUGUCAGUUCUCCAUUAUGCAAGCAUGCGUUGCUGCUGACGUUCCGCUGGUGCGUCAGGCGUGGCAACGAUGUGUUGAGCGUCUCUUUCCUCCGCUCCCCACCGACGCACUGGCGAAGCUCUUCCAUCAAUUUAUCUACGACCGCUACUCGGAGCCGCAGCGUCACUACCACAACCUGCAGCACCUGGAGGAGAUGCUGGCGCACCUGACGCAGUACGAGACGGCGCACGGGUGGCACGGCGAUUACGUCCCAGCGCUGCCAAUAAAUCAAGAGAGCGACGCUUGUCUCGGGCUCUGCGCAGAGUCACACACCAGCAAUGCAGCGGACGCCGUGCGUCACGACUGGACCGGGACAGUCCUGCUCCUCUCGAUUCUGUUUCACGACGCCGUGUACGACCCGAAGCGAGGCGACAACGAGGAGAAGAGCGCCGAGCUUGCCAUGGACUUCUUACAGAUAGGCGAGGAGCAGUACAAAGGGUGGCGUGGCAGCCUGGGCAUCGCAGCCUUGACGAUCCCGUCUCCAUCGGUACUCUGGACAGACGCGCGGGCUGCGCGGUUUGUGCGCGAAACAACGGAAGACUACAUCCUCAAAACGAAGGUGCACCUUUCCGUCGAGCCGGUGGAGAAGCUGCAGCUGUCCUCGCCGCCGACGCCAUCCGCCGCUGCCAAGAGCCACGACGAUCCGCUGCACGUUUUCCUCGAUCUGGACUUAUCGAUUCUCGGCCACCCGGACGCGUCUACGUACCGUGAACGAUACGCGGCAAACAUUCAGCGUGAGUACAGCCACUACCCGCGGGCUGACUUUCUGAAAGGUCGGUCCGCCUUUCUCAACAGCUUCUUGAGCAAUCCGCAGUGGUUCAAGACACCGUUUUUCUUUGCCCAACUGGAGGCGCAGGCGCGACGCAACGCCGCCGAAGAGGUGACGGAGCUGACGGCGGAGCUGAAGGAACGUGAAGUUCCCGCUGCACCGCAAGCGUAG